Molecule: messenger RNA, 707 nt
Organism: Dioscorea cayenensis subsp. rotundata (Guinea yam)
Lineage: Eukaryota; Viridiplantae; Streptophyta; Magnoliopsida; Dioscoreales; Dioscoreaceae
Exons: 1
Coding region: 193-537 (114 amino acids)
Source: RefSeq, a predicted model, not a curated record
AUCCCAAGACAAAAUAAAAAAAAAACAUCACCUUUUUCCCCAUUCGCCAGAGAAAGAAGAAUCUCCUUCUCUUUCACUCACUCCACACUCUCUCUGAGAGAGAGAGCCUGAGAAAACCCUCCCCAAAAUCCAUCAAUCAAUCGCUUUCCCCAAUCAAAAGCCCUAAUCUUUCUCUUUCUCUUUGUCUUUCCAAUGGCGAUCCAGGAGAGGCUGCUCCAGUUCAAGCUCCACAUCAUCAUCGCCGCCAUCUCCGCCGUCGCCCUCUUCUCACUCCUCCGCCAUGGCCCUAGCUUCUCCACCGUCCUCAGCUUCUUCUGGCCGUUGCUUCUAUCCACCGGCUUCUUCCUUGCUGCCGUCGCCCUUCUCCUCCGCAUCUCCCCUCCGCCUUCUGACGACGCCGUUCCCUCCCCUGGCGAGGAUCUCAUCGACUAUGUCUCCUCCGGCCUCCCGGAACCUCACUGCAGCGUCGAAGACGAACUCGCCGGAGACGAAGAAGAAGAAGAGGAACAGAAGGGAGACCACAAGAAGUCGCAGUAAGAUGUUCCGCUGGUGCAGGUUAAGACCCCCCUCUGAUAAUUGUUGUACUUCUGUCUCUGUGAGUGACUCUUGGGAGGGGUAAAAUUGUACAUUUUUGUACUGUUUUAAGGCUUUUUUUUUUGGGGAAAAUAAAUUUAGUAGCAUUUCAGAAAUUAUAUUUGAGAGCUUUA